AUGGUCUCUAUGACAGCCUCAACAGAAGAAGCUCAUAAAAAUGUGCGAAAAGAAGAUCAGGCCAAAGAACGUAAUGUGAGCCAGAUCUGGCGAAAGGGAUUGGCUGGAGGAGUGGCAGGAUGUGCUGUAAGAAUCAUUGUCUUUGCCAAAACAGUGGUUGCACCUCUAGAGCGAGUAAAAAUACUUUUUCAAACCGCUCAUCUCGGCUUCGUGCGGCAUACCACGCACUGGCUAGGCUUUGUGCAUGCCAUGCAAGCGAUCCGACAGCGUUAUGGGAACCAGGCACUAUUUCAAGGCCAUUCAGUCACAUUAUUGCGAAUUUUCCCUUACGCUGCUAUAAAUUUCCUUGCCUAUGAUCAGAUUCGAGCUAGCUUUAUUACAUCUCCUGAUCACGAGACACCCUUCCGUCGCUUGAUAUCGGGCAGUCUAGCCGGUGCCAUAUCAACAUCUUGCACAUACCCAUUUGAGCUUAUUCGUGUACAGUUGGCUGUGCAGAUCAAGGAUACCUCCUUGGUUGCUACCUGUCGAAAUAUCUACAAAGAUGGCGGACUCACCAAUUUCUACCGUGGAUAUGCGCCUACAUUGUUAGGAAUCUUGCCCUAUGCGGGUACAUCCUUUUUCACCCACGACCUGAUUGGGGAUUGGCUUCGGUCUCCAAAGCUAGCACCAUAUACGACCCUUGAAGCAUCAAAAUCUAAACAGAGACAUAGUAGUACCAAGCAUGUCCAGUUGACUGCGGUUGCAGAGCUUACUUCUGGAGCUUUGGCUGGUUUGGUUGCACAGACAGUCUCCUAUCCACUGGAGAUUAUCCGUCGACGCAUGCAGGUCCACAGGGCUGAUAUGAAAAACGGCCGCCGAGCAAACAUUGUUGACACGGCUCGGACUAUUUACUUGGAAAGAGGUGUCAGAGGCUUUUACCUGGGACUGACGAUCGGGUAUAUCAAAAUUAUGCCUAUGGUAGCGACCAGCUUCUUUGUUUAUGAUCGCAUGAAAGGGUAUCUAGGUGUGUAUUAA
Molecule: messenger RNA, 1014 nt
Organism: Penicillium odoratum
Lineage: Eukaryota; Fungi; Ascomycota; Eurotiomycetes; Eurotiales; Aspergillaceae
Product: mitochondrial carrier
Exons: 2
Coding region: 1-1014 (337 amino acids)
Biological process (GO): transmembrane transport
Source: RefSeq, a predicted model, not a curated record